Oncorhynchus mykiss (rainbow trout) is the source of this 4478-nucleotide messenger RNA. Its product is annotated as very long chain fatty acid elongase 6. Gene Ontology annotation, biological process: fatty acid elongation, monounsaturated fatty acid; fatty acid elongation, saturated fatty acid; fatty acid elongation, polyunsaturated fatty acid. Lineage: Eukaryota; Metazoa; Chordata; Actinopteri; Salmoniformes; Salmonidae. The record is from RefSeq and is a predicted model, not a curated record. Gene Ontology annotation, molecular function: fatty acid elongase activity. Gene Ontology annotation, cellular component: endoplasmic reticulum membrane; endoplasmic reticulum.
UUAUUCUCGUCAAGACCAGUAUGCAGGGGAUCUAGUUUCAGGCAUUUCUUUUUACGCUUGAUACUUUAGGAGGUUAGGCCGGAGCAAGGAGUUUGGGGUAGCCAGGCAAGAGGGGAAGUGAUUGCGCUCAGCUACUGUGCGUGAGUGACAGCCGGGAAGUGCAUCUCUACUCUCUACUGCAUCCUCCCAUUUGCUCCCAAACCUAGAUAAUUCAACCCAACAGACAGGGUGAAAACAUAGUCCAGGAUUUUUACUGGAGGAAACUGAAAUUACGAAAAUGAACGAGACAGAACACAUCCCGCUUGCAGAAUACGAUUUUGAGAGAAAAUUUGAUGAAAAGGGCGCUCUCGAAUGGAUGCAAGAAAACUGGAGCAAGUCCUUUAUGUUCUGUGGACUGUAUGCUGCAAUCAUCUUCGGGGUCCAACACUUCAUGAGAGAGAGGCCCAAGCUGAACCUGCGCCGACCACUUGUCCUCUGGUCACUCAGUUUGGCUAUCUUCAGUAUCAUCGGAGCUGUCAGGACCGGAUGUUACAUGUUCCAUGUCCUCAACAAAAGUGGCUUUAAGCAGUCGGUGUGUGACACCAGCUUCUACAGCGCUCCUGUCAGCAAGUUCUGGGCCUACGCCUUUGUCCUGAGCAAGGCCCCUGAGCUGGGCGACACGGUGUUUAUCGUGCUCCGUAAGCAGCGCCUCAUCUUCCUGCACUGGUACCAUCACAUUACCGUGCUGGUCUACUCCUGGUACUCCUACAAGGACCAGGUGGCCGGUGGUGGCUGGUUCAUGACCAUGAACUACCUGGUCCACUCCUUCAUGUACACCUACUAUGCUGCCCGGGCGGCUGGUUACCGGGUGCCCCGACCCUGCGCCAUGGUCAUCACGGCCACCCAGAUCAUGCAGAUGGUGAUGGGGCUUGCUGUCUUAGGCUUGGUCUACCACUGGAUGCACGAAGUGCGCUGCCCGUCUUACGUGCCCAACAUCGCCUGGGGCUCACUCAUGUACCUCAGCUACCUGCUCCUGUUCGCCUCCUUUUUCUACAAGUCCUACCUCAAGGUUGCCGCUGACAAGGAGUCCAAGGCCAAGUAGGGGCUGGAUUCGUCAGAGGCAAGUUGUACACUGGGCAAGUCAUAUUUAAGAGUGUGCCUAGUUGAGAAGAAUAUUGCGUUGUGCCAUAAUGUGUGAGUCACAACUGGUUUUUGCUGGUUGCUGGGUCCACGUCAAUUGUGGCAAGCCAAUUUCUUCCCACCCCAACUUUGUAUUGCUGUAGCUCAUCUAACUCACUAGAACCCUGGAUAACACGAUAAUGGAACGGUUGUUGAGAGUGGACAGGGGAACCAGUGCAUGAUCAGGACACAUUAAUAUAAUAUCCCAUUAAAUUUAAAAAAGGCGAUAGAGAGUGCAGCUCAGUUUGAAUAAAUGUACUACUCACUGCAUUUUGAUUUCGUGGCUUUGUUAAUCAAUCUUUUUAACCAGCUGCUUCAGUCAGAGUCUAGUGAAAAACACAGCCAUAUGAGUCCUGAGGUUUCUCCAAGGGCAGUUUACAACCGCGUUUGCAGUCUGCACGUUCAAUGAAUUCGACAGUCACUUACAGGACAUUAUUCAUGCCGAAAGGCUCUAACUUGUAGUGAAAUCUGGUGCUUUUUAGACCAGCGCUGAGAAUUGUCUCACUGUAUUAGACCUCACAACCCUAUAGUAUAACGAAGUGACGAUCAAAAGGAACCAAUGCACUGAUUAAUGAGGAUAGUUUUUUUCUGUUUUAGUUGUAGGUAAUUGUCUGGGAAUAGGUGGGAGGAAAGAAGCGCACGGAAAGGUGUGACACUUGGAACAAUGUGUCCAUUGUAAAUAAUAUAUCUUAAGAAUGUAUUUAUUUUCUUAAAAUCUAAAGUCUAUGGUGGUCCUUGGAGUGUACCAGGAAAUUGUGGGACUUCUGCCUGUCUUAAAUUGUGCAGUAUGAGUUGUGCACUUUUGUAUUUGAAAUGUUUUUCUUUACGUCACAACAAUGCACUAUAUUGUUUUUUUAAGUAUUACAUCUCUCUGUGUGUUCAUUAAAGAAUCGGAUGUCCCCUGAGAUUAUUUUUAUUUGUCAAACAGCAGCUGAUCGAUCAUCAUGUCACCAGAAUAAGACCCUCAAUAUUUAUUGGAAAGGAGCAACAAGCUCAUCACCGUGCAUUAUUACCACCCUGUGAAGUUCAUCAUAACUUCCCACUGGGCACAGACCUCAAUUCAAUAUCUGAUCCAUGGUGGUUCAACAUAAUUUCAUUGAAAUGACAUGGAAACAACAUUGAUUCAACCAGGGUGUGCCCUGUGGGUUAUUUAAUUUGUAGCCUAAUAAACUGAAUGCUUUCCCGAGUCAUAGUGGGAGAACCACACACCAUAUCAUGGUGUGAAUUCGAGUUUACUUUGAUAUGACAGUUAUUAUAUCAAUAUUUGUGAAUACCGCCAUUUCUCCCAUAAUACAUUUUACAGACAAAAACAUCCCACCUAGCGUAACAAAUUAGCUGUUUCCAUCAGGCCUGUCGUGACAUUUUCUAUCAGACAUUUACUUUACUCGCAUAAAAAUGUUGGAUGGAAACCUGGUUACUGUAAAGCCCUAGUUAUUUUGUUGCUUUGACAAAGUAAUUUCUGAUGAUGAUGAUUUAUUUCAUGUGAUUAGUGAUUAAUCUAAUCCAGGGAUGGGCAACUGGCGGUCCGCAGCCCCUCUGUUGUAGGCCUGCAGGUCAAUUGACCCCCCCUGGGAUGUGAGUACACAGACCCGCGAGCCACUGCGGCCCCUCAUGAUGUAUUCAAAGUUGCCCUGACCUGAUCUAAUCACAUGAAAUUUAUGUCAACCCUGUUACGUUUAAGGUCAACUCUGUAACGUGAACUGAACUCUCAUUUUAAAAGAGUGAAACUAUAACUAAUUUUUUCAAAAGGAACAUGGAAUAUCUAAUAGUCAAAUCAUAGUGUAAAAGCAGGUGAGCUGGUUCUACUCUUUUUGGCCAUUUCCUGUUGUUUUGUGGUGGGAAACGUAGUGGGUCGAGCAUAACAUGUCAACCCUGUUACCCAUAGAUAGACAGGCUUGAAAUGUUUUAACAAUAAAACAUUUUGGGGGGAAGCUUGCAUUUAAUUUCCCUUACCUGUUUAACACAACAAGCUUCCAUUCCCCCUGUCACAAGGGGAUUAAUGGCUGAUUUAAGAUGAAAUCGUCAACCCUGUUACCGUCAACCAUGUUACUAUAUUUGGCAUUUAAUAGGCAUUUACUAUAGUAAAAAAAAAUUGAGAUGGGAAAAAGUGUUUUUUAUUAAGUUAAACAUUUGUUCUUUGACAUAAUAUUAAAAUGAGGUUAAAUAAAACAUGUUAUAAUACCCAGAAAGGUAGUCAAUUGGUGGAAUGACCCAGAUACUGUAACACAAAGACGCAUAUUCCUUUUUGUUUCCUCCUAUUUUAAAUACGACCACCAGUGUUGAUUGGAUACAUUGUGUAAGUAGAGGCUUAGGUCAAGGCAGUGACAUAGUUUUGUUGUCUAGAAAUCAAGUAGGUACAGAAAGUAGUGUCUUGUAAGCACACCUAACCUCUAGUGAGUAUUAACCCUUGGCAGCUUAUGUGUGUCUUCCUUUAUGUUUGUAAUAGAGCUGCACUGUACUAUCUCCUUCCUACCCAUCCUUCCAAAGCCACACUGGUGUGAGCACAUUUACUGUAAUGUAUGUAUCAGCUGGGAGUAGUUAUGGCUUAAAGUAUACAGACUAUUUUGAUGCUGUGUGUGUGACAUUUGCCUUCAUAAGCACUUCUAGACAUUUUUUUUUUUAAACCUUUCAAUCAUGUUUUAUAACCCCCCCCCCCCCCCCCAGUCUAGCCUGUACAUGGCUGGUAGUCGCCAAAUGUCUUAAGUAGUGCUUAUAAUCUUAUUAUAAUGUUGUGUUUAUGAAGUAGCUACACUGCCCUAAUGUAAUAUCCUUCAUAUUACUCAAAUAUAACACCUGAUGCUGCAGCAGGCACAUUAAUGUAUUACCAUUGUUAUAGAAUAGUACAAUAAGCUUAGCAGUGUUAAGAAGUGUGAAUCAUUUUUAAGACCACACCAGAAGAGUGAAUCUGCAAGAAAUAUUUAUUUCACUUGGCUGGUGUUGUGUCAAUAAUGAUGAUAUUAUGAUCAUGAUGUGACAUUAUACAUGUUGUCCACCCUUUACCUUGAAACCAACGGUUGCAUUUUAGUUGUAAAAUAUCGUAACGAUAAUACGCAGGGAAUAUACUCAGUUUAUAAUACAUUCAUUUGUGUGCCAAAUGAUGCUUCUGCAGUUUUCUACUCUGUUAGGUAAAUGUGAACACAGUUUGUGUUUGUAUAUUAUCUUUGCUGAUGUAGAGUGUAAGAAGACAUGCUUUUAUGCAUCCCUGUGAGUCCGCUAUCUACUACGUUACUGAUAAGAAAGGGAAAAAACUGUCAAGAGCUUUGAUGUUUAAAUGUUUGGAUUUAAAAUGUUGAAACAAUAAAUUCAUAUCUGUUUUAAAA